AUGAGUUUAAAAGUAGACACUAUAGAUGGCUAUUCAUAUUAUCGUUUCAAUAUAAAAGAACAAGAAGAAUUUAAACAAAUAUCAAAUCUAAUAUCUUCACAUUUAUCUGAACCAUAUUCUAUAUAUGUUUAUUGGUAUUUUUUAAACAAUUGGCCAGAAUAUUGUUUCACGAUUAAAGAAACCAUAAAUGAUGUAAAUAAUAAUAACGAUAAAAAUAACGGAUCAACUGUGAAAAACGAAAAAAUCAUUGGAGUGAUAAUAUCAAAAUUAGAACCACAUAGACAAGUUAGAAAUAGAGGUUAUAUUGGAAUGCUAGUAAUAGAUCCGAAAUAUCGAAAAAGAGGAUUAGCUAAAAAUUUAGUUAAAAUUACUAUAAAUAAAAUGAUUCAAGAAAAAGUUGAUGAAAUAAUGUUAGAAACUGAAGUUAUAAAUGAUGGAGCUUUAAAAUUAUAUGAAAGUUUUGGAUUUUUAAGAGUUAAAAGAUUAUAUCGAUAUUAUUUAAAUACUCAUGAUGCAUUUAGAUUGAUAUUACCAUUAAGUGAUAAAUCUCAUACAAGAAUUGCAUUUUUACCAUCAAUUAUAGAUGAAAAUAAUCAAACUGAAAGAAAUCAUGAUAGUUUAGCUAUAAAUGUAUAA
Lodderomyces pseudojiufengensis is the source of this 636-nucleotide messenger RNA. RefSeq names its product peptide alpha-N-acetyltransferase. The record is from RefSeq and is a predicted model, not a curated record. Gene Ontology annotation, molecular function: protein-N-terminal amino-acid acetyltransferase activity. NCBI's taxonomy places the organism in Eukaryota, Fungi, Ascomycota, Pichiomycetes, Serinales, Debaryomycetaceae. Gene Ontology annotation, cellular component: NatC complex. The transcript has a single exon. Bases 1 to 636 code for a protein of 211 amino acids. Gene Ontology annotation, biological process: N-terminal peptidyl-methionine acetylation.